Messenger RNA from Myxocyprinus asiaticus (Chinese sucker), 8386 nucleotides. Its product is annotated as endosomal transmembrane epsin interactor 1-like. Gene Ontology annotation, cellular component: membrane. The record is from RefSeq and is a predicted model, not a curated record. NCBI's taxonomy places the organism in Eukaryota, Metazoa, Chordata, Actinopteri, Cypriniformes, Catostomidae. The coding region runs from base 171 to 1988 and encodes 605 amino acids. The transcript has 11 exons.
AAGUGAAACCAAAUCCGAGCAGCAGGUAACAGAGUCCAGUUAUUUUAAAACCAGCAGUCAGCUAUCUCGACAGGAACAUGGAAGUAGCAGCGAACGGACAGUUGACAGAAAUAAUCGUCGCUUUGAAAGAUACAGAGUAAAAUGAGGGAACGCCACUAUGCUCGUUUAAUAUGUAUUGUUGUUUGGCUGCUUGUGCGUCUCCAAUGUCUCUGCCCGUAGUUCUGCCUGGAUCUUGUUGUCGUUUAUCGGGGGCGGCGUUGGCCCAUCAGUUUGGGGACGCAUCUUACAGAAGUCGUGGCCGCUGUGUGUCCAUCCUGCCAUCAUCCCGUAUGUCUGGAUCUCAGACGCGGAUCAUUCCGGCGCUGCUGCCCGCUCGCCCUCUGCUCUCGCUCGGCUUGCUGCAGCUGGUCCUCGGCUGCUCCAUGGUGGCGCUCUCUUUCGGGGCUCUGUCCCUUAGUAACUCGCCCCCUAUUAGAAACUCCUGUCCGUUUUGGGCCGGAUCUUCUGUCAUCUUAUCUGGAAUUAUAGGGCUAACCACAUGGAAACGACCAAUGCUGCUGCUGGUAAAUCUGUUUGUAUUGCUGUCUGUGGUCUGUAUCCUGCUAAACCUGGCAGGGUUCAUCCUCUGCUGUCAGGGGGCUCAGCUGGUUUCCAGUACCAUUAACUGUCAACUGAGUGAACAUGGUGAUCUCUGUUACUGUUGUGCUGAGAUUCCAAGCAGUCAGUGCCAAGAAGAGAAGUUGGUAAAGAUCUACGCUGGCCAUGCAUGCAGCACAAUGAGAAUCCUGCUCAAGAAAGUGCUCUUUGCAUUGUGUGCACUUAAUGUUCUGGCCACAGCUGUGUGUCUGGUAGCUGCUGCGCUCAGAUAUCUCCAGAUCUUCUCAACCAGACGGCCCUGCAUGGAAGAGGCCCGGCCAGUUCAAGAUGAAGUAGAGGAGCAGACUCAUCUUCCUGACCCUGACGAGUUUGUCGCACCUGCACCUCCUCCUUCAUAUUUCUCCACUUUCUACUCUUACACCCCACGCCUAGCUCGCAGGAUGUUUGCUGACAGUAUGAUUUCUCUUCCUCAUAUAUAUGGUGCCAGAAUUAAAGGAGUGGAGGUCUUCUGUCCUCUAGAUCCUCCUCCACCUUAUGAAGCUUUAGCUUCACAGCCAACAGCACAGACCCAGAACACUGAGGUGCAAAUGACUGAUCUGACUGAGGUUCUCACAGAGCGCACAGAAACUGAGAUGGAGACACCUAUCGACCAAGAUAGGUGCUGUCAGACGGCUAUAUUGAGCCCCACACCGCCAAUACAAUCCAGACAGCCUCACACUGCAGUUCCCUCCAGCAGAAGACCCCAAAGACCCCGUCUCCGCAGGUCCAACAGCGAUCCUGUCCUACUGGAUCUGAAUGCCAAAGUAAUGAGUUGUGAAGCAGCAACACAGACAGAGUUAGGUCCUGGCCCCGGAUCAGUGACUGGAACAGAGCAAAAAAAGGUAACAUUACGACAAGGGCGUGGCAAACGGAAGCCGCGGCCAAACUCCAUGGUGGACUACCAGAGCUACAGAGACACAAAACUGCUGGUGGCACGUUUUCUGGAGCAGUCCUCCUACAGCUUGACUCCUGAGGUGCAGGAGCUGGUCAACAGCAUUAAAACUGUGCUGCGCUCUGAUGAGGAACACAUGGAGGAGGCAGUUCGCUGUGCCAGCUUCAUUGACCAGGCUAUAAUAGUUUCAGAGGUCACACCAGCGCAACCCGCUCCUCGGCUAACUUCCAACACGCUGCCUCUGCGUAAGCGGCCAGGCAUCCUUCACCUGCGCAGCUGCGGGGAUCUCAGUUCAUUUACCUGGGCAGAGCUGCAAGCUGGGACAGAGCGCAAAGCCGGAACCCACACGGCCUCCCAUUCUCGAACAAACUCCAGGAUGGGCUCUCGGGCAGGAUCCCGCCGCCUGGAACACGAGCGGCCACACAGCCUUAUAGGAAUAUUCCGCGAAACUGUCCUUUGAGUGAAGGAAUGUCUCACACAGACUUAAUUAGAGUGGAAGGAGGAGGAAAUAGACUCUAGCCCGCCUUGACGUAGGUAUAGAGAACACCACAACAUGAUGGAAGCUAAGCUUUGUAUACAGUACAAGUGAUUUUACCCAAAAAUGAAAAUUCAUAAUGUACUCACCCUCAUGUUCUUUCAAACCUGCAAUAAUUGUUUUGUUCUGUGGAAUACAAAAUUAGCUGACCUCAGUCACCAUUCACUUUCAUGUAUGAAAAAAAUAUGCACUGAAAGUGAACUCAGGCUAUCAUUCUGCCUUACAUUUCCUUUUGUGUCCCACAGAAGAAAAACAGUCAUGUUGUUCAGGUUUGGAAUGACAUGAGGGUGAAUAAUUGAUCAUUUUAAUUUUUGAGGAAACUGGCCCUUUAAUUUUUAAAGCCUGUCUGUUUGUGAUGUCAGAGUGUUUACUUUUCAGUUGCUACAUUUUCACUUAGCUGUGGUCUGUUGGAAUUCCAUCAGUUGGAAUUUACUGUUGCUUUAUUGUCGUUUUAAUGUUUUCACACAUUAAUUAUGCAUUGGUUCUUAUAAAACACUGGGAAAUAAACCAACAGUUUUAUUUACCAACUUUCCAUGUUACUUAUUUGAAAAUUAGUGACAUUUAAAAAUAGACUAUGUAAAAAAUACAAUAUUAUUAACCUUUUCAUACGUACCAUCACACAUACGGUUAAUAACUGGGCCCCCACAGUGUGGCGUCACACAUAUGUGUUUCUGCAACAUCCAGUUACGUUACAAGCUGCCAGAUUCAAAUCGGCUUUCGCGCUGACACAGGCUGUGCUGGUCAAGCAUCUGUAAUUUGUAUUUGCUCAAACAGUUGCUCAUACAGUCUUUUAAACCACAGAAUAAGUUUAUUUUAUAUACAUACAUCCAACUCAUCACUAAAGUGCCACAAUAAAAAGUUUACAGCUCUUAUGCGCACAGUCAAUACAUCAAACGCGAUCUUCCUCCGAUGCAUGCUGCCAUGUGUUUACAUUAGUAGCGGUUGUCAUUCGUCAAACAAACAGCUACUCAAAGAGUCCUUUCAAGCGCAUAAUAUGUUUAUUUUAUGUUACAAACAGCCAAAUUAUCACUAAAGUACCACGAUAACAAUUCACAGCUUGUCUAUGCACAGCCAUCAUAUCUAAACACAAUCUUCCAAUGCAUGCAGCCACGUCUGAUUAGGUGCACAUGCGGUUUUCAUUCACACAAACAGCAACUUAAACAGUCUUUUCAGGCAUUUAAUAUGUUUCUUUUCUGAAACGGACAGCCAUACUUUCACAAAAGCACCACGAUAACGGUUUAAAACUCGUGUACUCGCAGUGAAAACAUGCUGAUCUAGCGUGAUUAUUCAAUGCAUGCAGUCAAUUCUGUUUACAUUAGCGCUUGUCACACACACGCACACAAUGUCUGAGAUGUCAAAGAGUGCAUAGGCAAACUGGACUGCUGAUAUUAUUUGUUCAUUUGUUUUUUACAGCUAAAAAAAUUAAAUAAAACAAAACAAAUACAGUACAUCAGACAAAACCGAUUUGUUCACAUUUACUAUAUUAUAUACAGUAUUUUUGUUUUUAUGACAAAAAUAUACUCCUCUACACUCUGCCCACAUCUACCGGCUGUGCAGUCACGUGCAAAAAUAACUCACUGUAUGUAUGGCCUUAUUUACCAUGAUGUGCUAUGGAGAAAUUUUUUUUUUUUUUUUUGGGGGGGGGGGAUUUUUCCCCUUUUUCUUCCAAUUUGGAAUGCCCAAUGCGCUGUAAGUUCUCGUGGUCGCAUAGUGAUUCGCCUCAGUUCAGGUGGCGGAGGACGAAUCCCAGUUGCCUCAGCGUCUGAGACCGUCAACCCGCGCAUCUUAUCACGUGGCUUGUUGAGCGCGUUGCCAUGGAGACCAUCCACCGCUGCAACCACGCUCAAUUCACCAUGCGCCCCACUGAGAACAAACCACAUUAUAGCGACCACGGGGAGGUUACCCCAUGUGACUCUACCCUCCCUAGCAACCGGGCCAAUUUGGCUGAGUCACUCAGCAUGCCCUGAGAUUCAAACUAGCGAACUCCAGGGGUGGUAGCCAGCGUAUUUUACCACUGAGCUACCCAGGCCCCCACUAUGGAGAAAUAUUGAUCACUAAUUAAAUCAGCAUAUUGUGAGAAUUUUUAUCAUUUUUUUAUAUUCAUUUGACUGUUCUUCCAAAUGUGUCCUUUAAAUGUCUGCUAUGCAUUAUUACUGAAUUUGAGAUGGCUUAUCUGCAUUAUAUGAUUGAAAAAUACUAUCCAAACUCACCCAAGAUUAAAUAUGGUUUUUAAUGUUUAAUUUUUUUUUUUUUACAAUUAGCUACGUGCUUUUCUUAAUAUUGAGUACCCUUUUGCAGACACUUCACACAGUUGUCUUUUGCAACAUGCAUCUUUCUUGACACAUCUGUUAAUUUCUCUUUCAAAAUUCACUAACACAAAACACUUCAUACAUGUCUCAAAAUCAGCCCAUUCUAACAUAACACAUCAAACAUUCUCACCCAGCAAACACAGUUUGUCAUUCAUAACACUAAAUACUGGUAACAUAUGAUGUGUAAUUUAAUAAGUUAUUUUUUGGCCAAACAACUUGGAAUUUAAAGGUACACUCAGUAAUUUUUUUUCUAAAGACAUGAAUUGUAGUUUUGCAAUAUAUGUAGGAAAUCAUGAUCUCGUACAUUAUAAUGAAGACUCCAGUCAUAUCAGUAACCUUAUAAAAGCUGUUUUAUUCUACAUGGAUAGGGUCCGCACAUGGGGGCUGCCAUGUUAGAAUCACAUGACCAGCUGAAUACUACUCGCUUAAUCUCAGUAAACAUCCUGUUAUUUGACAUUUUCACUCAUUGAUUAAAGUAAUCAUGCCUGACUGUGAACACAAAAUUUCUACAAUGGCAUCUGAAACUGAUAACUAUUGAUUUUAAAUGAUGCUGCAUCCAAGCCGCUAAUUGUCAGUAUAAGUCCAAGAUGACUCAAAGACAAAAGUUACUGAGUGCAUCUUUAACAAACAUUUACUAACACACACAGGAUGAUUCAGGAUGCACUGCAGUGCAAGUUAUAUGAACAAAAUACAAAUGUGAUGAUUCAGUAUGGUCUUUUCUGAAUAGAGUAGGCCAACACUGUCAAUACACACACACACACACACACACACACAAAGCCUAAAUACUCAAUUCAAAAGAGUAAUUACUUGAAGUGCUAGUCAAAGUGGUCCUCUGCUUUUAGCCACAAUUUCUCAUCUACAUCACAUCAAAUGUUUUCUCUGGCAAAAAACCUUGGGAAGACUCCUUGCCUUGGGUCUUCUUCUCAUUUGUCAUCCAUUUAUUUUCUAUAACCACUUAGCCUAUUUAGGAUAGUGCUGGAGUUUAUCCCAGCUGUCCUGGGUUGAAGGUGGGAAAACACCUGCAUGUCUUUGGGCUGUGGGGGACACCGGAGCACCCAGAAGACACCCACACGAACAAGGGGAGAACAUGCAAACUCCAAACAGAAAGGUCCAGGUUUAGCCAGGACUCGAACCAGUGACCUUCUUGCUGUGAGGCGACAGUGCUACCCACUGAGUCUCCAUGUCACCCCUCUCAUUUGCCUUGCACCUCGCAUAUGCACUCCUCUUUUCCUUCCUCGUCCUACCAAUCUACCUGCUCUGUCAGCCGUGUUAGCAUAACACAAUCAUUACAAAUUUGACCCCUUUUUUACAGUAUACAGAUGGUCACAUCAUUGAUAAAGCAAAACAGCUGAGUAGGUCAUCAGGUAAAAGAGAAAGCAGCUGGUUUUAUCAGGUUUAACUAAUUGUUUUACUUUUCAAUAUUCUUCAAUAUAAAAUUAAGGUAGAAAUAACAGAUAUUGCAGUCCAAUUCAGUUGAUUUUUCUGUUUUAAACAUAAAUGUAGCGUUUUCAAAACAGUAUGUAGAACUGUGCAAAAUAUGCUGUAGAUACACAGAGUUUAUCAAAUGGUUGAGUUUGAGUGAGAGAGAAAUAUUUCAUACAUUUUGAAAGAUUUGAAUGCAUUUUGUACCAAUGCAUUGGCAAGAGGACUUACAGUUAAUUCCACAGACACUGAUGUUGUGUUGAUGUUAUGAAAAUGUAUUUUAGGUAUUACGAAAAGCACAUAACCAGACAUAUCAAAAGUGACAUAUUUUCUACCGACAAUUAUAAAUGAAACGGCAGACUAAACAGUUUUCUAACUAAAUCUUUAGUGUUUCUUUUAAUUAUCCUUGCACAUUGUAUAUCAUAUUGUCUGUUGUUGUGGGCAAGUACACAACAGCAACCAUUUUGAAUGUGAUGAUGUAAUGAACUGUUUUAAAAGAGAUUCAUGCUGAUAUUUGCUGUGAGUGGGAUUAAAGAGACAAUCUAGGGUUAUACGCUCUCAGUAGUUAAUUUAAUGUUGUAAAUACUGUUACAAACAUUCCUGCUAUGGUGAAGGAAUGUGUCUAUAUCACAGAAAAGCUAGCAAAUAAAUAAACAUUGCUAUUGCUUUACAGAAAGUGUGUAUUUUUACUUCAGACAUUGACAAACAUAUCAUUGUAAUUACAUUCAGAGCAAGUGCAUUAUACAGUAUAAAUAUUAAUCAAACCCACAAUUUCUUUCGUACUAACCACAAUUUUGCUGAGGCCUUGUAUUCUACAGUCUUGAGGUGGGAAUCUCCAUUUAACCCAUUCUAUACUCUGCUCACCCUGUUUUACAUAUUUACAUUGAUAAUUUGUACUUGGUGUCAUUUCAUUAACACAUUAAGCCACUUGUGUUGUUUCUCCAAUAGUACAUAUUUAAAUCCAUCACUCAUUAAAGCUUGUAAAUGAUUCAGAGUUGGACAGAGUCUGCCCUGUACUUUAUAGUGCAGAAGUCUGGGACACUUGAGUUAUAUUAGGUCGUAGAGUUGACACUGCUCUUACAGCUCAAAAAACUUCCAGAUGUCUUAACUGUUCACAUGUGAUUAGUAAAGUUUUAUUUAUUGAUUACUGAGAUUUUUAUGACUUCCGAUUUUUUUUUAAUAUAUGGGAAACUCCAUGGCUAUAGUGAACCAAAAACAUUAUGGCAAAAAUUGCAAUAUUAUCAGCCUGCACAAGUCAUUCAGGAAUACAUGAUGCCCCUUAAGAUAGUAAUACAACAGGUGUCAAAGACUUUUGCACAAUUCACCUUCAUUAUUGUACACAUGGUAUAUACUCAAUGGAUAUACAGUAUAUAUUAUGCUAUAUGUAAAUAAAUAUAUAUGAUGAAAGUGUCUAGCUCAGAGGUCUUCAGACACACAGCACUGCAUAUUUUGGAUGUCGCCCUUAUUUAACACACCUGAUUGAAAUCAUCAGCUCAUUAGCAGACACUCAUUAAAGACGCUAAGGGAGACAAAAUGUGCAGUGUUGUGGGUCCCCAGGAACAGAGAUGAAGACCUCUGGUCUAGCUGGUUUUUAUUUUAUAAUGGAAUCAUUUGUAAUCGCACUUCACACUCAGUACAAGAACAAAUAGCAAUGCAUACCAAAUGACAAAAAAGACCAUGCUUUACAUUAAGCAAAAACAUAAUGAAACAUGAGUCCCUCUCUGCGUGUUAAAAUAAUAUAGUGUUAACGAGGUCAGAAUGUGGUUUGGGGGUGAAACUCAUCAGUUUAUGCAAUAUGUAUUCAAGACGUACCUUUUAUUUCAAAUACAGGGAGCUUGUGAUCAAUACAGAGGCAAGGUAGCAUAUCUUAAAGAGCCAUAAUCCCAUCAAUACAGCCACUACAUAGCAAUAAAAUUGAUCACAAUAUUUCUUGUAUCAAUACAGAUAUAACACUAUGGUCAACAUAUUGUGACCAUCUAUAUUGCUAUAUCAUUCAUUUAGUGACAAAAGGUACCUUUGCAAAUAAGAGAGUUUCAUUGGUGUGUAUGUGGAAUUCCAGGUAGCACACACACAUGCAAGCAAGAAAAUGGGGGAAGGUAGAAUUUCAUAAGACAUGUUCUGUUACUCAGAUCUCUUUAGAUAUAAAAUCACAUUUAUAGUGUAAUAUGUACCAGACUUACAGUCUGUCUCUAAUAGGUAGUAAUGGGGAUGUUCCAAAGAAUGCUGUGGGUCAAACACUGAUCAGUUCUUGCACAAAUUAUGCCACAAAUAUGGAAAAGGUUUGUGCCUGGCUGCAGUCUCUAUAAUGAAGUCUGGGUUGCAUUGGUUCACGUUGAGAUACUUUCUUUAAAGUAGUAUACUGGAUCAGUAUCUAAAGCAGAAUUAUACAUACUAAAUCACCUGGGAAAUCCACCUCAAAAUGCAGCAGACUAAGAGUUAAUACAGUUUUGUGAAGACACAUUCUGUUCCUAAGUAAUUAGUGGAAAAGUAGCACACAUGAAUUAAUCAUUGAGUUGAUAAAAAAAAGAGACUCCAAUGACUCAAAUUCAUAAUGUAUGAUGAGGUAAAAAAAAAAAAAAAAAAAGAUAAAAA